Messenger RNA from Ficedula albicollis (Collared flycatcher), 2814 nucleotides. It is a transcript of the gene KIFAP3, whose product is annotated as kinesin associated protein 3. Gene Ontology annotation, molecular function: kinesin binding. Lineage: Eukaryota; Metazoa; Chordata; Aves; Passeriformes; Muscicapidae. Bases 26 to 2413 code for a protein of 795 amino acids. Gene Ontology annotation, cellular component: ciliary transition zone; axoneme; kinesin II complex. Gene Ontology annotation, biological process: microtubule-based movement; cilium organization. The record is from RefSeq and is a predicted model, not a curated record. The transcript is spliced from 20 exons.
GGGGGUGUCGCGGACGUUGAGGCGGAUGGAGUGUUUCAGGUUAUGGGGUGGGAGACACAGAAAGGUAAAAGGAGGUAACAUAGAUGUGCAUCCAUCUGAGAAAGCCCUCAUUGUCCAUUAUGAAGUGGAAGCAACGAUUCUUGGAGAGCUGGGAGACCCCAUGCUGGGGGAACGCAAGGAAUGUCAGAAAAUAAUUCGGCUGAAAAGUCUUAAUGCAAAUACAGACAUUGGUUCCCUGGCUCGGAAGGUUGUUGAAGAAUGCAAGCUCAUUCACCCCUCCAAGCUUGCAGAGGUAGAGCAGCUGCUGUACUACCUGCAGAACCGCAGAGAUUCCUCAGCAGGAAAAGAAAAGAAGGAGAAAACCAGCAAGCCAAAAGAUCCACCCCCAUUUGAAGGAACAGAGAUUGAUGAAGUUGCCAAUAUCAAUGACAUGGAUGAGUACAUUGAGUUACUGUACGAGGACAUUCCUGACAAGGUGCGUGGCUCUGCCCUCAUCCUGCAGCUGGCCAGGAAUCCUGAUAAUUUGGAAGAGCUGCUUAUAAAUGAAACUGCCCUGGGUGCAUUGGCUAGAGUGCUGAGGGAAGACUGGAAGCAAAGCAUUGAACUGGCUACUAAUAUAAUUUACAUUUUCUUCUGCUUUUCGAGUUUCUCUCAAUUUCAUGGGAUAAUCACACAUUACAAAAUUGGAGCUCUGUGUAUGAAUAUCAUAGACCAUGAACUGAAGAGACAUGAGCUUUGGCAGGAAGAACUUGCUAAAAAGAAGAAAGCUGUUGAUGAAGAUUCUGAAAAUCAAACCCUGAAAAAGGACUAUGAGAAAACGUACAAGAAAUACAAAGGCCUGGUUGUCAAGCAGGAGCAGCUGCUUAGAGUUGCAAUUUACCUGCUGCUAAACCUCGCUGAGGAUACUCGCAUUGAGCUGAAGAUGAGGAACAAGAACAUUGUGCACAUGUUGGUGAAAGCGCUGGACCGGGAUAACUUUGAGCUGCUUAUCCUCGUUGUAACCUUCCUGAAGAAACUCAGCAUUUUCAUGGAGAACAAAAAUGAUAUGGUUGAAAUGGAUAUUAUUGAAAAACUUGUGAAAAUGGUACCAUGUGAACAUGAAGACCUGCUGAAUAUCACUCUUCGACUCUUACUGAAUCUGUCCUUUGACACAGGCCUGAGAAGUAAAAUGGUCCAUGUUGGUUUGCUUCCCAAACUCACUGCACUCCUGGGAAACGAAAACAACAAAAAAGUAGCAAUUUGCAUUCUGUACCACAUCAGCAUGGAUGAUUGCUUUAAAUCGAUGUUUGCAUACACAGACUGUAUCCCUCAGCUAAUGAAGAUGCUUUUUGAAUGUCCUGAUGAGCGAGUUGACCUGGAACUUAUUUCUUUCUGUAUUAACCUUGCUGCCAACAAAAGAAAUGUGCAGCUUAUCUGUGAAGGAAAUGGUUUGAAAAUGCUCAUGAAGCGGGCUUUGAAGUUUAAGGACCCUCUGUUAAUGAAGAUGAUCAGAAAUAUUUCACAACAUGAUGGGCCAACUAAAAGCCAGUUUAUUGAAUAUGUUGGUGAUUUAGCAGCUCAAGUAUCAAAUGAUGAAGAAGAAGAAUUUGUGAUUGAAUGCCUGGGAACACUUGCAAAUUUGACCUUACCAGAGCUGGACUGGGAACUUGUGCUGAAGGAAUACAAGCUGGUUCCAUAUCUCAAGGAUAAACUAAAACCAGCAGGUUCUGCUGAGGAUGACCUCGUUCUGGAAGUGGUGAUCAUGAUUGGGACUGUUUCCAUGGAUGACUCCUGUGCUGCUCUGCUGGCUAAAUCUGGAAUCAUCCCUGCUCUCAUUGAGCUUCUGAAUGCUCAGCAGGAAGAUGAUGAGUUUGUCUGCCAGAUCAUCUAUGUGUUUUAUCAGAUGGUGUUCCACCAAGCCACCAGAGAUGUCAUCAUCAAGGAAACACAAGCCCCAGCAUACCUUAUAGACCUGAUGCAUGAUAAAAACGCCGAGAUCCGCAAGGUGUGCGACAACACUCUGGAUAUCAUAGCGGAAUACGAUGAGGAAUGGGCUAAAAAAAUCCAGACGGAGAAGUUCCGAUGGCACAACUCGCAGUGGCUGGAGAUGGUGGAGAGCCGGCAGAUGGACGACAGCGAGCAGUACCUGUAUGGGGACGACCCCAUCGAGCCCUACAUCCACGAGGGGGAUAUUCUGGAGAGACCUGACCUCUUCUAUAACGCAGAUGGGCUGAUAGCCCCCGAUGGAGCGGUGAGUCCGGAUAUCUUCGGGGAUUACCAGCUUCAGAAUGGAGACCUGGUUGGGCAGCACCCCUUCUCUGGCAACAUUGCAGUGGAUGGGUUUGGGCAGAGCGCGGGGGUUCCCGGGCGCCCGGUGACAGCGUACGGCUACCGGCCAGACGAGCCCUUCUACUACAGCUACGGGGCACGGUGAGCCCUGCCACAGCACCCUGCCACAGCACCCUGCCACAGCACCCUGCCACAGCACCCUGCCCUGCCCUGCCUGCAUGACUGCACCACCGUGGCUCAGCUCUCUGUAUCCUUUGGCAUGUGUAGCUCCACAGAAAUGUAGCCUUUCGGGGUCCCGUGUGUUAGUGACCGUGUUUACUCUUUGUCGUUAUUAUUUUUGUACAGUAACUGUGACUUGAAAGCAGGAAUUGGAAACUACUGGGCUGGAAGGUGUCACAUUAUGUAUAUUAAGCUACUAAUUUAAUUUCUAUUAAAUACAAAAACCUGUGUGGUCAGCAGUGGUGAAUGUGUUCUAACCAAUGUUUUGUGUGUUUUACAAGGCACUUAAGGAGAGUGCUCCAUGUGCAGUGUGUUUAACAUGGACUG